AUGAAAAAUACAUCAGCUAUUACAGUUUCACACGUUGAGUCCCCUUUGCAAACAGAAGAAGCCCUUUCUAAGGCACAAGUCAUCGCUUGGAGUUGUGCUCUUACUUGGGAAGCUGCUUUCAUUACUUUGGGAAACUUGCUCACAAUUGCUAUCUUUGCAUUUAUCAAGAAGAUUCGCGUUAAGAAAAGUUUAUAUCUUGUUAUAAAUAUGGCGUUUGCGGAUCUAGCGUUGGGUAGUGUGUGUCUUCCUGUAUCUGUUUUUAUCAUUGAGACUCACCACCAAUUGACGAUAGAAAGAUCUCCGUUUUUUCUCAAGAUCAUUAUUGUAGUUUUUGCCCAAGUCUCGUUUAUUACCGCUGCUUUGAUAUCUGCUGAGAGAUUUUACGCCAUCUAUUGGCCGCUGAAGCACCGCACACUUUCUGCGCGAACGUACAGGCUUGUUAUUUUGACGCCGUGGAUUUUGAGUAUCCUUGGUUCUAUUUUUACAGUUUUUCUCCUGCACUUCGUAAGCGUAGUGGGUUUAUUUUUUGGACUAUGUUUGUACGGCUUGUCUAUUGUUCUGAUCAUCUGCGGCCUGAACAUCGGUAUUUGGAGAAAAUUUCAACAAAAAACUGUUCCUCAUUUGCAAAACAGAGCCUUGCAAAACCAGCGCUUAACAAAGGCAUUGAUGUUUGUUUCUGUUAUGGCUUUGAGUUCUUGGCUGCCUUCAGUCGCUUACACCUUGGCAGACUUUUUUGAAUACAAAAUGUCUGACAACAUUUUCCUUGUAUCUUUUUUUAUGUAUUUUUCCAGCUCCUUUAUUAAUCCUGUCGUAUACGCAUUACGAAUUCCCGAGUUUAAACAAGCCUUGAAUCAAUGUUGUUUCGCAAGGAAGAAAGUGGGGCGAAGCCAAAAAAAUCUAAAAGGAAAAGAGAUGGCUGCCGAUUUGACGCUGGUGAUGCACCGAAGAACAUUGACUACAGAUCACAAUAAUUUACAGCUCACUUUUGAACAGGAAAUUGUAGAUAAUGACUUGUGA
This is a messenger RNA of Porites evermanni, 1017 nucleotides long. Lineage: Eukaryota; Metazoa; Cnidaria; Anthozoa; Scleractinia; Poritidae. The record is from the annotation of a GenBank genome assembly.